GGAGUUCUAUUUCCCUUGUUUUGAUUAAGUGCCGUCAAGCCGAUGCCGACUCUUAGUGACUACAUAGAUAGAUUCUCUUCGGGAUAAUCUGUUUUCAACUCGACUUUUUAGAUCUCUUAGCACUACGAUUCCCACAAUGCAAAACAACUUCCCGCCUAUCACGUGAUAUGGACACGCUCUCAUGUCAUGCAGAUUUCACAGUAUCAUGUGAUGAGGCGACGUCUUAGUUCCGUAAACACUAGUUUGCGCUUGUGCAAGUCAGAGAAAUGCGAAGCGACAGGUAAGGGUAAGUUGGCAAGAAAGUGAUCGAGAUCUCCGUUGGUUUCUCAGUCAGAUUUUAUUUGGGAAGAAUGCCAGGGGUGCGGCAUAGUUCCAGUUCUCCUUCCAUUACUAAAGGUAUUAGCUAUAGUAGCAACAAAUAAUCUCUGGAAAUGGAAGAGAGAAAAAACAAGAGGAGGAGUCCAAAAUCAUCUACUUCUCACGUCUCUCAGGUUGUCCACAAUAAGAAAAAUUCUGUGCCUGCUAGUAAAAGUACAGCAUUUUCAAAUCCUGCACCGCAGCCAACUUUACAGAGAACAAAGUUUAAAAAAGGCACAAAAGAAAAAGCCAAACCACCAGGAACAGAAAGCAAAGGGGCACAGGCUGCUCCAAUCCAGCACUCAUUUCUCACAGAUGUCUCAGAUGUUCAAGAAAUGGAGAAAGGACUUCUGAGUCUUCUGAAUGAUUUCCACUCUGGCAAACUUCAAGCAUUUGGUAAUGAAUGUUCCAUUGAGCAAAUGGAACAUGUACGAGGGAUGCAAGAGAAGCUGGCUCGCUUGAAUCUGGAGCUUUAUGGGGAAUUGGAGGAACUCCCUGAAGAUAAGAGGAAAUUAGCUAGUGACUCCAAUCUGGACAGACUGCUCUCAGAUCUGGAAGAACUGAAUUCUUCUAUACAAAAACUUCAUUUAGCAGAUGCUCAGGAUGUUCCAAAUACCAGCACAAGCUAAAAUUGCAGUCUUUGUUUGUGGGUUGUGUUUGUUUUGUUUCCUUUCAACCCAGGGUGUCUUCUUCAUUUGCAAUGGACUUUUUCUUGCUUCUGCAGCAAAGUAUUAAAGUGCAAGUGAAAAUGUUCACACAUUCCUCUUAGUGGAUAUGAGUGCUGCAACUAUAUCAGGGUUGGAGUUUAGGUACUAAUUGACCAUAUCUUGCUGCUAUGCUUUGUAGUAUAUUGCCUUAUUCAACCUGAAAUAUUGGAAAAACUUGAAGAUGCAGUUUAAUGCUCAGUGUUCAGAUCAGUUGGGAUUUUAUUUAAAAAUAAGUUCAAAUAUAACAUAUUCAGCUUUAAGUUAGUAACAGAUUGUAAUAUAGUUGCCUUCUUUUCCUCAAUGUAGACAAUCAGUUUGGUGUGAUUAAUUGACCAGUUAGGCUAUUAAAUUAGUGUUUAAUUUAUGUUGGCAAUAAAAUAAUUUCUUUUAAGGUC
Messenger RNA from Hemicordylus capensis (graceful crag lizard), 1459 nucleotides. RefSeq names its product coiled-coil domain containing 28A (gene CCDC28A). The record is from RefSeq and is a predicted model, not a curated record. The transcript has 6 exons. Bases 432 to 986 code for a protein of 184 amino acids. NCBI's taxonomy places the organism in Eukaryota, Metazoa, Chordata, Lepidosauria, Squamata, Cordylidae.